This is a messenger RNA of Fulvia fulva, 816 nucleotides long. RefSeq names its product Delta(3,5)-Delta(2,4)-dienoyl-CoA isomerase, mitochondrial. The record is from RefSeq and is a predicted model, not a curated record. Gene Ontology annotation, molecular function: delta(3,5)-delta(2,4)-dienoyl-CoA isomerase activity. Lineage: Eukaryota; Fungi; Ascomycota; Dothideomycetes; Mycosphaerellales; Mycosphaerellaceae. The transcript is spliced from 5 exons. Bases 1 to 816 code for a protein of 271 amino acids. Gene Ontology annotation, cellular component: mitochondrion.
AUGGCAGAUGCGACACAAUAUGACUUUCUCGGUCUUCGAACCACAUUCCCAGCACCCUUCGUAGCACAUGUAGAGCUAAAUCGCCCGAGGAAAUACAACUCCUUCAAUGACGAUCUCGUAAAAGUCUUCGACCAACUAUCUACAGACGAGAAUGUCAGAUGUAUCCUACUGUCUGGUGUGGGGGAGCAUUUCUCAGCAGGGCUUGACCGGAGUCCUCCUCCAGACCGCUCUCCAAUCCCUCCCCAACCGACGACACAGCCAGACGAAACCUGGAAAGUCCGCCGCCACGUCCACAGCUACCAGAACGGCAUAAACGCAGUCGAGCGGUGCGAGAAGCGUGAGUCGCCAUCCUCUGUAAUUAUCCUCUGCCACGGCGUAGUCUACGGCGCCGCCAUCGACCUCGCCCUCGCCCUCGCCGCCGACAUCCGGCACUUCGACGCAGGCCUUGCCGCAGAUGUCGCAACAUUGACCCGCCUCCUAAAGAUCGGGGUGAGUUACUCGUGGGCGAAGGAGGGGGUGUAUACCGCUCGAGUCUUUGGGGCGGAGGAGGCGGAGAGGGUAGGAUUUGUGAGUAAAGUCGCGGAGAGUAAGGAGAAGUUGGUAGCAGAGGGGCUGGAGCUGGCGAGCUUCAUUGCUGAUAAGUGCCCCGUUGCGGUGAGUAGCAAGGCACUGUUUGAUUUCUCGAGGGAUCGGACGGUGCAGGAUGGGUUGAUGUUUACGGCUGUGUGGAAUGCGGCGAUGUUGCAGAGUGAGGAUCUUACGAGGGCGAUGAUGAGUGGGGCGAAGAAGACGAAGUCGAAGUUUGCGAAGCUGUGA